This is a messenger RNA of Drosophila busckii, 1604 nucleotides long. RefSeq names its product E3 ubiquitin-protein ligase TM129. The record is from RefSeq and is a predicted model, not a curated record. Gene Ontology annotation, molecular function: ubiquitin protein ligase activity. Bases 127 to 1512 code for a protein of 461 amino acids. NCBI's taxonomy places the organism in Eukaryota, Metazoa, Arthropoda, Insecta, Diptera, Drosophilidae. Gene Ontology annotation, cellular component: endoplasmic reticulum; membrane. Gene Ontology annotation, biological process: protein ubiquitination. The transcript has 2 exons.
GAUGAUCAUUUUCUGGGACUGUUUCAUUUUAUUGCUCACUGUUAUCGUUUACUUAAUUCCACUGCUAUUACUACUAUUAAUGGCUCAGAAGAUGCACAAUUUGUACCAGAGUACGACUAAAGUUGAAUGCAUCUUAAAUCUUUCCUUGCAGCAAUAUUUACAACCGGAAAAUACCAAUUUAAAUCCGGCGCGCGUCAAGCUCCGAUAACGGCGAUAAGUUGUCCAAUGGGACACAUCAACAAAUUUCCCCCAUCACUAACGCAGAGCCCUGGACCUGUUAUAUUUUGGUUACUUGUUUUAGUUGAAAUUUUCAAAAUUUUCCGCAAUAUGGACGAGUCGGAAUUGCUUUUUAAUUUAUUUUAUUUCUUACUGUGUAUGUGUGUGCUAUAUCCGCCCGAGGAGUUCCAACGCUUGGGCUUCACAAUCGAACAGUUGUUCUCUCGCUUUCUGGGCGAAGAAUACCUAGACUUUGUUGGCUAUCAUCUGCGGCGGACAUCGCUGAAUCUCUUUGUACACAGCUGCCUGCCGGCCACAUAUUUUCUAAUACAUCGACUCAAAUUCUCAGUGUUUGCUACAGAAGCGCCAUUGGAGAACAAUGAGCUUGACCCAGAUUUCCCAAUGCCACAGGAAGCGGUGGCCUUUAAAUCGUUGACCUGGAAGAUGGCACAGCGCUUCAGCGUGCUGGCUGUAUUAGCCGUGCCAGCGUUAAUAUUCAACUGGCAUCAAAACAACUGGCGCCGGCAUCCCAUAAACAAAACACUCGCCAAGUACGCAAAUGCGCCAGGCAGCUACAGCGCUGUAGCCAGAGACAUUGGCACUGAGUUUCGUCGCCAGGACGUUUACAAACGCAAGCUAAACUCAAUAAGCACAGUGAUUACAACAGAAAACUGGAUUAUCAAGACGACCAUGUACAAUGUGAACUUUGCACUUCAAAGCAAUACAUCGCUUUGUGUCUCCAAGGCGGAAACAUACAAUAUUUCGCAGCACGACCAGAACGAUACUUUGCAAAUGAUCAGCAUUAUAGUGCGACCAACGCGUGAGGGUGUCUCCGACUUUCAUAUACGCAUUAAUGCACUGGAAUUUCGUAGUCUGGAAGAUCGCGUUAGGCGUCCUAUAACCAUACCAUCGAAUAUACAAUUUCAUCGCAGUGUAAUAGAUCGCUUUGUGGAUGUAUUCAAGACACAGGUGGCGCUCAAUCCCAUAUUCACCGCAGAGCCCAUCACAGAAAAGUGCUACGCGUGCAUGCUGGCUGAGCCCAAUAUUAAAAUAAACAAACAAUGUACCGAUAUGGACCGUGCGGGCGUUCCACUGACUGAUGAGGCAUGCUGCUCCAAUUGCUACUGUCGUCCCAUGUGGUGUGUGGAAUGCUUGGCGCGAUGGUUUGCUGCCAGACAAAGUGAUGUCGAUCGCGAGGUAUGGCUAGAGCAGAAGUGCACCUGUCCCAUGUGCCGUGCCAAGUUCUGUGUGCUGGAUGUUAGCUAUAUUAGAGCACCUGAACAGGAAGACUCGUGAUGGGAAUAAAAUCAUCUAUUUAAUUCAAGUCUUAUGCUUUAUUUGGUAAGAUUUAAGCAUGUGAAUUUAUACUAAUGUUAUGUUAAGAUAUA